Penicillium longicatenatum is the source of this 3696-nucleotide messenger RNA. RefSeq lists its product as uncharacterized. Lineage: Eukaryota; Fungi; Ascomycota; Eurotiomycetes; Eurotiales; Aspergillaceae. The coding region runs from base 1 to 3696 and encodes 1231 amino acids. The record is from RefSeq and is a predicted model, not a curated record. Gene Ontology annotation, molecular function: catalytic activity; protein binding. Gene Ontology annotation, biological process: nucleoside metabolic process. The transcript has 3 exons.
AUGAGAGAUGACCAGCGGUCUCACACACACGCAGAUUACACUGUUGGGUGGAUAUGUGCGCUGCCAAAAACCGAGCUAGUGGCAGCUACCGCUAUGCUAGAUGAGGAACACCCCGUUCUCUUAGCGGGCGGCCCGCAUGACACGAACUCGUAUCACUGUGGCCGGAUUGGUAACCACAACAUAGUGAUCUCAUGUCUUCCUUCAGAGCAAACGGGUAAAGUUUCCGCCGCCAAUGUCGCCAAGGACAUGAUUCGAAGUUUCCCUGCCAUACGGUUUGGAUUGAUGGUUGGCAUUGGGGGUGGCGCACCGUACUAUGGACUACAAGAACAAAACAGUGGUUUCACGACGGAUUUUAAAGAAUUCAACGAAAAUAUCGAUGACGAUGAAGAAGAAGGCAUACAAGAUAUCAGAUUAGGUGAUGUGGUUGUCAGUCUGCAUUCGAAGUCGUCUGAAGCUGUCGUGCAAUAUGAUUUCGGGAAGUCGGUCCAUGAAAAUGGAUUCAUUCGUGCCGGAGGACAGCUUCAGAAACCUCCAAAUAUUGUUCUCGGUGCGAUUAGUCAGUUACAAGGUCAACAUGAGCGAAAAGGUCGCAGCAGAAUUCCCGAACUACUUUCCGAAAUGCACUGUGGCAAUCCAGGAAUGGGUAAAUUCAGAUACCCAGGCGCUGAGAAUGACCAGUUAUUUAAAGCAUCAGUAGCCCAUCACGAGGGAAAGAAAUGUGAAGGUUGCAAAGGCCCACAUGAUAUCAAUCUUGUGAGGAGGAAAAAGCGGGCCAGCGAUGAUCCCCAAAUCCACUAUGGUACAAUCGGAUCGGCAGAUCAGGUUAUGAAGGAUGCUAUGUUGAGGGACAAGUGGUCCCAGCAGGAGAGGAUAAUUUGCUUUGAAAUGGAAGCCGCAGGCCUAAUGGAUUCAUUUCCAUGCCUGGUUGUUCGGGGGAUUUGCGACUAUGCGGAUUCGCAUAAGAAUAAAUUUUGGCAGCCCUAUGCCGCAGCUGUUGCUGCUGCUUAUGCAAAGGAGCUCCUCCUUGCUAUACCGGCACAAUGUGUAAUUGAAUUGCCUUCCCUAGAAAAAUUUUCGGAUCACGUUAUAGGCCAAUUGGAGACAUGGCGACGAUCAGACGAGGAGGAACGGUGUAUUCAAGCAUUUCGUACUUCGGACUACGAACAUUCAAAGAACUUAAAUGCAGACAGGGAAAAGAAAACCUGCAACUGGUGUCUUGGAAACAGGACAUUUCAGAAUUGGCAAAGUGACAGCGGCUCCUGCUUAUUAUGGCUCACUGCAAAUCCUGGCUGCGGAAAAUCAGUUCUAGCUAAAGCCCUUGUCGACGAGCAGCUCCUUGGCCUUGAGCCAAGUGACACAACUAUUUGCUAUUUCUUCUUCAAGGACACAUCCUACGCAGCGCGCAGUCCUGUAAGUGCCAUGGCCGCACUUUUACACCAAUUGCUCGUGUCCAGAGCUGGGAGAAUGGCCAUGAAACACGUGUUAAGAUUGUUUCGUGAGAAUGGUCAAAAGUCACCAGAGAACAUGGAUGUCAUGUGGAAUAUUAUGAAGAGCAUUGCCCUUGAUACUCAACGUGGGCGCAUCGUUUUGAUCCUGGAUGCGUUGGACGAGUGCGAAGAGGCAGAGCGGAAGAAUUUCAUUAAAAGGCUCACGGCUCUCGAGCGAGAUUUACAGACCGGUGACUUGACCUGCAAUUUCAAAAUUCUGAUCACGAGCCGCCCUUAUUGGAGUAUCGAGACUGAGUUUAGAGACCUGAUUCAAAGUAUUCCAGGUAUCCGGCUCAAAGGCGAGAGCCACUCGAAGGAACUUCACAAAGAAAUGAACCAUGUUAUGCGAACGCAAAUUUCCAAGCUAGGUCCCCAAUUUGCGAGUGAGGCCGCAAGAGAAGAACUCGAGCGCGGAAUUUUGGCUACUGAAAAUCGAACAUAUCUCUGGCUGCAUCUCACUUUCAAAAGGCUUGCUGAAUUACCUCGAAUUGAUAAAGAAACGGUCAGGGCGGAACUGCGACGCCUUCCCAAAACAAUUGACGACAUUUACGAGUCAAUUCUGCUCAAAUCCACAGACAAAUUGCAAACAAAAAAAUUACUUCAGAUUAUCCUCGCAGCCGUUAGGCCACUUCGUGUUGAGGAAAUCGGAGUCGCACUUUUUAUCACUAAAGCGACAAAGACCUACCGAGACUUGGAGGUCCAGAGCGGAGACCAACUAGAACUAAGCAUUCGGAAUGCCGGUGGCCUGUUCGUUCAUAUAGUGGAUGGGGUCGUCUUAUUAAUUCACCAAUCUGCAAAGGACUUUCUAUUAAUGCAAAACCGCGAAAACGCCCCUGCCAAUGACACUUGGAAGAGCUCGCUUUCCAUGCCCGAAUCGAACUCAAUUCUGGCCUCCGUUUGUGUACGCUACCUUCAGCUAGAGGAGUUUCAACAAAGAAGCUUCUUCCAAAAGCAUGAUGCAUCUCGUUUAAUCGUUGACUAUUUAUUUCUUGAGUAUGCGGCAUGUAACUGGACGAUACAUUUUCAAGAAUCUAGCACUGAAGACUCUGAUGAAUUGUUCCCUUCGGCAUCUUCACUUUUCGCCGUUGACAGGACCGGAUAUAUGGGCUGGGUGUCAAUUGCUCUCAGCCCACGUUGUUUUCCCGUUUGCAGUAGACUACAAAUCGCUUCUUUUUUAGGCGUCGAAUCCAUUUUGCGAAGAGAACUGAGUGACUCGAUGGUUGAUAUCAAUUAUGGCGGUAUAAGCGAGGCAUCACCUUUGCAUUUUGCUGUGCUUGGUUUGAAGCUCAGAAUUGUGCAACUUCUUCUUUCAUAUCGUGAUGUUGACGUCAACAAAGCCGACGUGCAUAGCUUGACCCCGUUGCGCUUAGCUGUGAUGGGCGGAAAUCCGGAUAUUGUUGAGUCGCUUCUUUGCGCUCCGGGUAUAGAUGUGAACAAGCCAGAUGCACACAAGUUGACCCCCUUGCGAUUUGCUAUAUUAGGAGGUCACUUGGAGAUUACCAGGAUGCUUCUUGGAGCUCCUGGUAUUGAUGUGAAUCACGUCGAUGGCCUUGGCCAUACCCCUCUACGAUCUGCUAUAAUUGGGAACAAUUUGGAAAUUAUCAGAACGCUUCUUUGGAUUCCUGGUAUGGAUCCCAAUAAAGUUGAUGGUUUCGGCUAUACUCCUUUGGGGUCCGCGAUAGCGGGAGUGAAGCUGGCAGUCAUCGAGGUGCUCCUUGGGGCUCCCAGUAUUGAUGUCAAUCAGGUUGAUGCUCAUGGCCUCGCUCCGCUAGUGCCCGUUGCAUCACCGGUGCAACCAGCAUCAUCAAUGCUACCUCGAGAAUUUCGUAGGAUCCGCACAGGUGAAUCAAUGGAAUUCGACACUCCUGCCUUGCGGAAUUUGGUAUCCGAGUCUUCUGUAGAAUGGCCGAAGAUAUUGGCAUUACUUCUUAAGGCUCCUGGUAUUGAUGUCAACAUAGCUGAUGACAAGGGCUUGACCCCUUUACAUAGAGCUGUGAGAGCCGAGUCAAAGGAGGUUGUAAGUAUGCUACUUGCUGCACCGAAUAUUGACGUCAAUGCUGUCGAUAAGCUGGGAAGAACAGCACUUUCUUUAGCACUUCGGGCAAGAGACCGGGAGAUAUUGGACCUCAUUCUCUCAUGCCCAGGCGUUAAUACAAGUGGUCGUCCUAAGAGAGACCAUAUCGAGAUUUCUACUUCGGUACUGAUGUAG